Crotalus tigris (Tiger rattlesnake) is the source of this 3727-nucleotide messenger RNA. It is a transcript of the gene WDSUB1, whose product is annotated as WD repeat, sterile alpha motif and U-box domain containing 1. Gene Ontology annotation, molecular function: ubiquitin-protein transferase activity; protein binding. Gene Ontology annotation, biological process: protein ubiquitination. Lineage: Eukaryota; Metazoa; Chordata; Lepidosauria; Squamata; Viperidae. The transcript is spliced from 12 exons. The record is from RefSeq and is a predicted model, not a curated record. Bases 659 to 2107 code for a protein of 482 amino acids.
UUACAAUCAUUAAGUCCCGAAAUUUAGAUGGGAGACUGUUGAAUGUCUGCCAGUUGAAAAUCUGGAAACUGAACAGUUGACCAAAUGCAAUUUCCUCCCACACACCUUUAAGUCGCAGCGAAUUUUUAAGGGGUUUAGCUCAAGGUAAGUCUGUAAAAGGCAGAUUAUUUUUUAAUUCGGGCACAUUUAUUGGACUAUACGGCUCGCAACCCUCUUUUUUCCAUUUUGUCUUAAAUGCAGUUCCCGCCUGUGUGAAGCCUCAAGGUACGAAGCACAGGAUCGGGGAGUCACGAAGGAGAAAACAGGAACGUAGUGACUUUGUUUACAAUGGUGACGUCACAUCCCCGACGGUCACCAACACGCCCCCCCAUUUUGCUUCCGCGUUCGGAGGAGACGGUCACGUGAGCACAGGUUCGGCCGGUUUUACUGUGUACAGCACUUCCAUCUUCCCCCCCGGAGAAAAGCGAUGGGCGCGGCCACGUGACCUUGUUUUGUUUCUGACAGGUCGGGUGUCCCCAGGCCUCUGUCAGUCGCUCAGUUCCUCACGGAUAGAACGGGCGAGUCCCGAAGGCACCGCGCCGCCGUAGGGAGAGGUGACUCUGAGGUUGGAAGCUGCCAGCCUCUGUAAAUCAAAAUCCAGGUAACUUUAUAUCACCAAAUGGUUAAAUUAAUUUGCACUUUGGCAGACCACAAUGAUGAUGUCAACUAUUGUGCCUUCUCUUCUUCCUAUUUGGCUACAUGUUCCUUGGACAAAACAGUCCGUCUGUAUUCGUUAAACAAUUUUAGUGAGGUUCCUUACUCACCAUUGAAAGGUCACACUUAUGCUGUCCAUUGCUGUUGCUUCUCUCCUUCGGGGCAUAUUUUGGCUUCAUGUUCUACAGAUGGCAACACAAUUUUGUGGAAUACUCAAGAUGGGUUGAAACGGGGAAUAUUGGAGCAUCCCUGUAGAAACCCUCUAAGAAUUUGUCGAUUUUCUCCUGAUUCUACAUAUUUAGUUUCAGGAGCAGCUGAUGGAAGUGUAAAUAUGUGGAAUGUUCAGACCCUAAAAUUGUUUCGAUCUGGUAGCGUUAAAGAUGGAUCAUUGGUAGCUUGUGCAUUUGCUCCUAAUGGACGUUUCUUUGUGAUGGGAUCAUCCUGUGGAGAUCUAACUUUCUGGGAUGACAAAAUGAAGUGCUUACAUAAUGAGAAAGCUCAUGAUCUUGGUGUUACCUGCUGUGAUUUUUCUUCAAGGCCACAUUCUGAUAAGCCAGAUGCUGAUUAUUUCAAAAUGGCAUCUUCUGGUCAGGAUGGCAUAAGUAAGAUCUGGCUCAUUUCAUCUUCUGAUUCUACAGGAUUUGACCUGAGAUAUAGAUGUACUUUAAGUGGACAUACUGCCCCAGUUCUGGCUUGUGCUUUUUCCUCGAAUGGGCAGGUUUUAGUUACUGGGUCUGUGGACAAAACUGUAAUGAUUUUUGAAACUAACACUGGGAGCAGCCUACACAUUUUGACUCAGCAUACCAGAUAUGUUACAACUUGUGCCUUUGCACCAGAUAUGCCAUUAUUUGCUACCGGUUCAAUGGAUAAAUGUGUCCAUAUCUGGCAACUGGAACCAGAACAACUUUUCACAGGAAGUCCUCUGAUACAGGAAUCAAAGAUUUCUGUUGAUAACUGGACAGAAGAAGAUGUUUCUGUUUGGCUUCGAGCACAUAACUUACAAGACCUAGUUGAGAUUUUUAAAAGAAACAAUAUUGAUGGUAAAGAAUUGUUAAAUCUUACAAAAGAGAGCUUGACUGAUGAUUUAAAAAUUGAAUCUCUAGGUCUUCGCAGUAAAGUUUUGCGUAACAUUGAGGAGCUCAGGAAUGAGAUGAAAUCUGCUUCUCUAGAUAUUCCUGAUGAAUUCCUGUGCCCCAUAACCAAAGAACUUAUGAAAGAGCCAGUGAUUGCCGCAGAUGGCUAUUCCUAUGAGAAGGAAGCAAUGGAAAAUUGGAUAAUUAAAAAACGGCGUUCUAGUCCUAUGACAAAUCUCCCUCUUCAGAGACUUGUACUUACCCCAAACCGAACCCUAAAAAUGGCAAUUAAUCGCUGGUUGGAAACUCAGCCAAAAUAUAAUGAAAAGCAAGCACCUUAAAGACUGUCAUUUUUUUUUUUUCAAAAUUAGAGGAAAUAAAUUGAAAGGUAUGUAAAACAUUUCAGCUUCUGCCUAUGGAUACAGCACACUUUUGUUACCGUGGGGAUAAUUGAUGACAUUAGCUCAAGUCCCUUGAUCCUUGACGAUUGUCAGCUAUUGGGUAUUACAAAUGAUUUAAGUGUCUGCUACUGAAUGAAAUUCUGGCCGAAGUGAUAUUUAUAUUAAUGGAUUCCAUAGACGACAGUAGGACUUGGUUUUGAUUAUGUAUGCAUGGGAUAGAACAUUUAAGUUUUAUUAAUUUCAAGAAAAUAUACAGCUUGUAAUAGAUCAUGCGCUGUAAAAAGUUAUUUUGAAAUAAUUAUGUGCCUUUUCCUACUGCAGCUUAUUCGGAUAUCAGAGCUUCCCAAAACUCCCGGGCCCAGCCCAUAGUAGACAGAAAUACAGAAUUGAGGCCAGAGAGGUACAUGGUUGGUUUUUUUGGUUUUUUGCCUCUGUCCUGGAUCUCUAAAUGUACAUAUUUAUGUUCCUGUUUAUUCCAAAGAAUGGAGGAACACCGUGGCCCUGACAGAGAGCAACAGGUGCUUAUAUUUUCCCGCCUCGCCCAACCUUCUUCCAAAUACCUUUGUGAGAUGGGUCUGGUGUCAUGUUUUGUUGAGCUUAGAAAAGAGCUAGCGCAAGGAGCAAGAGCCUGAAGUUAGCUUUCCAGUUCUGAGAUUUUCUAGGCCAUUUAUCAAGUUGGCGUGAACCUGUGCAGUAACAUUUUGCAUGACUUAGUUAAGUGUUAACAGCAGAAUUACCACUUCUUACUACCAGACCUGAAACAAGUCUUCUUUUUAUUAGCUAUUAUAAACAGUCUUCAGAGGACUAUGCUCAAGAAUGAAAUGAAAAACUCAAACUAUGCACAGUUUAACUAAAAGGGCAUCUCAUGAUCAAUUAUAACUUUGUAGAACUGCAGUACACUCCCAUUUCAGUAAACUUUCCAGAGGUGCAGCCUAGAUAUAAGGUUGACAAUUCAACCAAAGUUUUGGCCUGGAAUAGUUAUCAGCUCAUUGGAGAUCAGACUGUUGAGCUGAUCUACAAAUAUUAAACACUCACCUGUGUUCCAACAAUUUUUGGAAGAGAGAAGCGAUCCAUGCAGAUUGUUCACAUAUUUUACGUUUGAAAUGGAUCCUAAUCAAACUUGCGUUAGUGAUGACCGCUCAGUGUUGUGCUGUAAAACUACACUACUGAACCAGAGACUAUAUUAAUAAUCUUUUAUUUAAUAAGAGAAAAAUACAGUAGCUGUGCAAAAAAUAGAUCUACAGAACAAGAGAAUAAGAUUGUACAAAUAUCAAGAUAAACAAUAAAUAAGCUACAGAAUAGAUUAAGUCAUUCCAAAACAGACUUUUUAAUGCUUUUUUAAAAAAAAUGUGUGAAGUUGUUAUAACGUAACAUACAUUCUGUACAUAUGGGAAUAAUUUGUUAAAGGGGCUACAGAAUUUUCCAGCUUAUACAACCAACCUUUAUUACUUACAGGAACAUCCUUACAAAAUGUGCCUCUUCAAGAACAGUUUGUAAUUUAAAUAGAUAUUUCUUACUGCGAUAUUGAGGAAAGUAUCAGUGGCCUUUAUGUAAGCUUUU